AUGUCAAGAGUGAGCAAACCAAGAGCAUGCAAAACCAGAGCCGCGGUGAGUUUUAGCUUAUUUUGAGAGAGAAAAGUGAAUAAUGUUUUUUUUUAUUUCAGGAAGCUCGAGAACAGGAGAAAAAGGGCAAGAAACGUGAGACGCCAGAACAGGAGAAAAAGAGUACGAGACGUGUAGUUAGAGUGAGUUUUUCGAAAAUGCCACGUCAUAUGUCACAAUUUUUCUAAUUUUAGGUUCGAUGCUAUCGUGAAGAUGUUAUGAGAAUGUUCCAAGAUCCGAAUCUGUCAGAAAAUGAUGAAGAAGAUGAAGAAGAAUACGAAUCACAUGAUCCGGUGAGCAAUUUUAGAGGAGAAAUUUUAAAAAAAAUUUUGUAUAGCGGUUUUUGGCGCGAAAAUGUUCAAAAAAAAAUUCCAGAAAUCCGAACAUUCUUGCCGACUUUGCAACGACACAAAAAAGGCGCGAAAAAUGACCGAAGUUCCAAAAGAAGACUUUUUUUUCGAUCGCUGGGGUCGAUCUGCUGAAACAUUUAUGAGAAUCGGAGACCAGCCACCAACAUUCUUCGAGAAUUGUCGAAACAAUCCAGCACCACAUUUCAUUUGCAAUGAUCAUGUCGGUGAACUUUUAUUCGGAGUUAUGCAACUUCCACGAAUUGAGAUGGAAAAGAAAGAAAGAGGAGAACAAAUGUAA
Molecule: messenger RNA, 687 nt
Organism: Caenorhabditis angaria
Lineage: Eukaryota; Metazoa; Nematoda; Chromadorea; Rhabditida; Rhabditidae
Source: the annotation of a GenBank genome assembly